CUCCUCUUCUUCUUCUGACGCGCAUGCGCAUCACUUUAUAUAGCGAGUCUAAUCUACGCUCGUGAGAGGAAAGACUGCACGGAAAGAACAAUGGGCGUAGAAGUCGAAACCAUUCAACAUGGAGACGGAAAGUCCUUCCCGCGGAAGGGACAGACUGUUUCCGUCCACUACGUUGGCACGCUGACAAAUGGAAAAAAGUUUGACUCCUCUCGGGACCGAGGAGAGCCCUUCAAAUUCAGCAUUGGACGUGGUGAAGUCAUUCGUGCUUGGGAUGAGGGUGUAGCUCAGAUGAGCAUUGGCCAGAGGGCCAGGUUGACCUGCUCACCGGACUACGCGUAUGGUGCUGCAGGAUACCCACCUGUCAUUCCAGGAAACUCCACUCUCAUCUUUGAUGUGGAGCUGCUGGGUUUUUCUUGAAGUUGAAGCUCUUCACAGUUUCUCAUGCCAUCAACAUCUGACACAAAUAACUGUUUAUUUAAAGGUGCCGUCAGCAGCGUUUAUAUACAUGAAUAAUCCACUGUAAAAAAUAAUUCUGAUAUCUUGGGAUGAUUGAGACACAUUUGACACACAGCUAAUGGUAGUGCUAAGAUGACACCGGGAUCUAAAAACACAUGGAAAUGGUGCAAGUUAUUUCUUCCAGGAUUCAUGUGGCCUCAAUUUCUACGUUUGUCUGAGAAAUCAUGGAUAUAAUUUGAAUAAUUAGAAAGACUGAUGUGCUUGUGUUUUUAAAACAAUCCAACAGACCGAUGACCUAAUCUGAACCAUACACUAAAUGUGCACAUAAUAAAUAAUUAGUUAUGUCUAUUUAUUCCAGUGUCCCAAAAAUAGUGCGGAAAUGAUUAUUGUCAAAAAUGUGGAUAAAACACCUUUUUAAUGAAGAGCUUAUUUGUUUUGGUUUUGUUCUUGCAUUCAUGUAUCCCUUCAACAGAUGCAUUGGGUUGAUGGCUUGGAACUUUGAUACAAUGUAAAGAAUGGCUUUCAGACAAUAACGUCUUAUGAUUAUCAUUUUCACUCCGACAUGUAUUGCCUUUUAUCGUAUAGAUUUUGAAUCCUGACUUAAACUUUGUUCUUGUCAUUUCAACAAGUUAAAGGCCUCAAGUGUCCUUGUGUUAUGUCAUGCUUAAUGGGUUUGUUGGUAAUGUUUUACUUGAGUCAUUAAUUAGAACAGGUCUUUUCCAUGGGUAUUGCAUUGGUGCAUUAAAAUCAUCAAGUAUACAAUA
Molecule: messenger RNA, 1220 nt
Organism: Cyclopterus lumpus (lumpfish)
Lineage: Eukaryota; Metazoa; Chordata; Actinopteri; Perciformes; Cyclopteridae
Product: peptidyl-prolyl cis-trans isomerase FKBP1A-like
Exons: 4
Coding region: 91-417 (108 amino acids)
Molecular function (GO): peptidyl-prolyl cis-trans isomerase activity
Source: RefSeq, a predicted model, not a curated record